Hevea brasiliensis (rubber tree) is the source of this 1747-nucleotide messenger RNA. Its product is annotated as 7-deoxyloganetic acid glucosyltransferase. The record is from RefSeq and is a predicted model, not a curated record. The coding region runs from base 155 to 1621 and encodes 488 amino acids. Lineage: Eukaryota; Viridiplantae; Streptophyta; Magnoliopsida; Malpighiales; Euphorbiaceae. The transcript has 2 exons. Gene Ontology annotation, molecular function: UDP-glycosyltransferase activity.
AAAAAAAAAAAAAGGGUUAGUGUCUUCUUGUCGAUUUGGAUUGAUAAGAAGAUGAGAAGAAACUUUCUUUUGGUGGUUUUUCCAGUCCUUCGUUAAAAAAAAUCUUUUCUUUUCUUUUCUAUUGGGUUUCGAUUGGUGUUUUUAAUUCUUGAAAAUGGAACAAGGGCCAAUUCUUUCUCCCCAUAUACUCAUCUUUCCUGGCCCAGGCCAAGGCCAUGUGAACUCCAUACUCAAGCUGGCAGAGCUUUUAUGCCUUGCUGGCUUUAAGAUUACCUUCAUAAAUUUCCAGGAUAUCCAUGAACGUCUAGUUCGUCAUACAGAUGUUGAAGCUCGUUUUUCCAAAUAUUAUGGAUUCCAAUUCAAAACCAUACCAGGUUGUCAGGCAGAAGAUCCUCGACCGGUCGACUGGGUGAGAAAGUUACUUCAGGAAAUGGAAGUGAAGAGCAAGCCAAUUUUCAAGAAGAUGGUGAUUGAGAGUAACCCAGCAGUUAAAUAUAUCAUAGGAGAUGGGGUGAUGGGAUUUGUCUAUGAUGUUGCGGUUGAGGUUGGAAUUCCUGCUAUUCAGAUGCACUGCAUCAGUGCUUGCUCCUUCUGGACAUUCUUUUCUAUUCCUGACGUUGUUGCUGCUCAUCAACUUCCUAUCAAAGGAAAAGAAGACAUGGACAGGUUUAUCACAAAAGUACCAGGAAUGGAAACGUUUCUCCGAUGCCGAGAUCUUCCAGGAGGUUUUUGCCAAGUUAGCGACAUAUCAGACCCUAAUCUCUUCGUCAUCACCAAAGAGAUACGACAAUGCCAAGCACUUAUCAUCAACACCUUUGAAGAGCUAGAAGGACCAAUACUUUCCCAAAUACGCAUUCGCUACCCUAAAAUCUACACAAUCGGACCUCUCCACGAGCAUCUGAAAACAAAACUAAGAAGCAUCGAAAAGCAAGAAUCGUAUUCAUCCUCGAACAGUCUUUGGGAAGUUGACAGGACCUGCAUCACAUGGCUGGAUAACCAGCCAUCGCAAUCUGUACUCUAUGUAAGCUUUGGUAGCAUUACAAUUAUGACUAGAGAGCAGCUCAUGGAAUUCUGGCACGGUCUUGUUAAUAGCAAAAAGAAGUUCUUGUGGGUUAUAAGGCCUGAAUCUGUUAUUAACCAAGAUGGUGAUAAUCUUGGAGAAAUUCCUGAGCAGCUUCAGGAGGGAGAAAAGGAAAAAGGAUACAUCGUCAAAUGGGCACCCCAGGAAGAGGUUUUGGCACACAAGGCAAUUGGUGGGUUCUUGACACACAGUGGAUGGAACUCUACUUUGGAGAGUAUGGAAGCUGGUGUGCCUAUGAUUUGCUGGCCUUACUUUGGUGAUCAGCAAGUGAAUAGCAGAUUUGUGAGUGAGGUCUGGAAGCUGGGAUUGGACAUGAAGGAUGUGUGUGAUAGAGGGGUUGUGGAGAAGAUGGUGAAUGAUCUAAUGGUGGAUAAGAGGGAGGAGUUUGUGAAAUCAACAGCUAGGAUGGCAGAGUUAGCAAGAAAAAGUGUAUCAGAAGGUGGAUCUUCUUCUUCUUGUCUGAACCGUCUGAUCGCGGAUAUAAGGUUGAUGAACAUGAAGGCAUAUAGUAGUGAUACUUACAAGGAUAACUUGUCAUAAUUAAGUGAUGUAUAGAUGCAACUGUAUGCGUCAUUUUCUUCAUUACAAACGUAAGUGUGGUAAUCAUGCAUUUAGAAAAUGUAUGCGAAUGGGUAUUAAAAAUAAAUUUCCAAUAAUUUGUGCCUA